This is a messenger RNA of Aspergillus nidulans FGSC A4, 1717 nucleotides long. Its product is annotated as alpha-ketoglutarate dehydrogenase kgdB. The coding region runs from base 98 to 1495 and encodes 465 amino acids. The record is from RefSeq and is a predicted model, not a curated record. Gene Ontology annotation, cellular component: mitochondrion; oxoglutarate dehydrogenase complex. Lineage: Eukaryota; Fungi; Ascomycota; Eurotiomycetes; Eurotiales; Aspergillaceae. Gene Ontology annotation, biological process: tricarboxylic acid cycle. The transcript is spliced from 11 exons. Gene Ontology annotation, molecular function: acyltransferase activity; dihydrolipoyllysine-residue succinyltransferase activity.
CUCACUUCUCCCAAUCUCUAUAGACUGUAUCCUUUCCCCGAAUACCUCAACACCUGCCGAACUCGAACUUUCUUUUAUCAUUGCACCUGAGGUCAACAUGGCUUCCCGAUUAUCUCUGCGUCAAUUUUCCGCCCAGCGUCUAAGGUCUGUCCCUCGUGUACCGCGUGCGAUAUGCUGCAGGACUUUCACAACGAGCAAGGGAUCUGAAAACGCCAGAAGCGCUUCCGGGUUGAUUCAGGGCUUACAGAAAGGCCCGGCUUUACGAAACGGGUUUUCGAGAGUCAACGUCAUCCCAAUUUCGAAUUAUCAGGUUCGAACCUAUGCCGAUACUGUCGUCAAGGUUCCGCAGAUGGCGGAAUCAAUUACAGAGGGUACAUUGAAGCAAUUCUCAAAACAGGUCGGAGACUAUGUCGAGCGGGAUGAAGAGAUUGCGACAAUUGAAACUGACAAGAUUGAUGUAUCGGUUAAUGCGCCGGAGUCCGGAGUCAUCAAGGAGCUGCUCGUGAACGAGGAAGAUACGGUUACAGUCGGACAGGAUCUGGUGAAGCUGGAAGCCGGUGGUACUCCGGAAAAGAAAUCAGAGGAAGCGACUGAGAAGCCCAAGGAACCUGCCUCUACCGGCUCUGAGGCUGAAAAGCCAAAGGAACCAGAAUCCGCACCAUCUUCUUCUGCUCCUGAGAAGAGCACCUCAUCAACAAAGGCUCCUCAGGCUGAAACUUCCAAGCCGACACAGGAAGUGGCAUCCAAGUCUCGACCAACGGAGGAGGCAAAGCCCGCACUAGGAAACCGUGAGGAGAGAAGGGUCAAAAUGAACCGGAUGAGACUAAGGAUCGCGGAACGUUUGAAGCAAUCCCAGAACACCGCUGCUUCCCUGACUACCUUCAAUGAGGUCGACAUGUCUUCUUUGAUGGAGUUUCGGAAGCUGUACAAGGAUGAGAUUCUUAAGAAAACAGGUGUCAAGCUGGGGUUCAUGAGUGCCUUCUCUCGUGCUUGUGUUCUGGCUAUGAAGGAUGUUCCCGCCGUUAACGCUUCCAUCGAAGGCCCCAAUGGUGGUGAUACCAUUGUUUACCGCGAUUAUGUGGACAUCAGCGUCGCUGUUGCCACGGAGAAAGGCCUAGUGACACCCGUGGUCCGCAACGCUGAGACUAUGGAUCUCGUUGGUAUUGAGAAGUCUAUUGCAGAUCUUGGCAAGAAGGCACGUGACAACAAACUGACUAUUGAAGAUAUGGCUGGAGGCACCUUUACCAUCAGCAAUGGUGGCGUUUUUGGAUCUCUCAUGGGCACGCCUAUUAUCAACCUUCCACAAACUGCUGUUCUCGGUCUGCAUGCCAUUAAGGACAAACCCGUGGCCAUCGGCGGCAAGGUUGAGAUUCGUCCGAUGAUGUAUCUUGCCCUCACUUAUGACCAUCGACUUCUGGAUGGCAGGGAGGCCGUCACUUUCCUAGUUAAGGUAAAGGAGUAUAUUGAAGACCCUCGCCGCAUGCUUUUGGGUUAGACGAACUGUGCCGUUCUCUUUUAAUUUGUUCUGUAAAAUAUCAAUCCAAUAUGUGCGAUAUAUCAGUGCUAGGUUUCAGCUGUAGAUUUCGAGGCCGGGCUAGGCUCUCUCUAAUCCCUGGUCUUUGUUAUAUUUAUUACUGAGACAAAAGUGCAAUUUGUUUUUAUACCAUGCCUAUCCUUCGCUUCAGCUGUUGCGUUUCGUUCCGGUUCAAGCCCUCGA